This is a messenger RNA of Moneuplotes crassus, 3793 nucleotides long. Lineage: Eukaryota; Ciliophora; Spirotrichea; Euplotida; Euplotidae. The record is from the annotation of a GenBank genome assembly.
AUGGUGCGCUUGCGUAAGUACUCUCCUUCCUUCUUAACCCAUGGGCUCGGAGAUAAUUUCUGUUUAGCUAGAGAAGAUAUUGGGAAUAAAGAGGAAGUGAAGCAAGAUGAAGCAGAACACUCAACCUUCAAUCAGAAUUCGAAAGAAAUUCUUACAGAAUAUGGAUCUCUUCCGGACCUAGUCAAUUUCAAUAAUUAUGACACACAUGCCCAAUCUGAAUUCUCAAAUACUCUAAGGUCUGUUAAAACAGUGGAGCCUUCCAACAUCAAGGUGGUAUUACUGAGAGAGUCUAAAUUCAAGAAAUACUUAUUUGCUCCCAUCCUUACUAUCUUGACUUGAGGGUUUGCAUUUAUUUUCGCAGAGUGGUACUCCUCAUUCAUGAGAUUCUUUCUGUACUGAGACGCUACAAAUGAGGAGGAUGCAACUGAUCUCUUUAUUGAAGAAACUCGAGAAGAGACAGCAGAUGUAAAUGAAGAUGGGAUAAAGGAAAAAGUCAAUGUCAUAGAGACAGACAUCAUUAAUAUCAAGACAAAGAUUGGGCCAUUGUGCAAGUUCCAAUAUAAAUACACUCCUUUCUUCUACAACGUAAAUGAAGGAAUAGUCAAGAAGAUCGAGUAUAACUACGAAAGAAAGUUUAAAAAUCUUCGAAACCUUAAAGCUGGGAUUUCAGAAUGUGACUAUGAUGAUCUGCUGUCUCUCUAUGGGUCAUGCAAAAUGGAACUAAUCAUUGACCCUUGGUACAGAAUUCUAAUUAGAGAUACAUUAAAUGCAUAUUAUUUAUACCAGAUCAUGGGUCUGACAGUUUGGUAUAUUUCAGGGUACUAUAAAUAUGCCACUCUCAUUGUUGUCUUAAUGGUGUACUCUGUUUACACUGAGUACUAUGAUUUGAAGGAAUCUAUGGAAAAGUUGAGGAAGAUUGCCAGAUAUGAAUGAAAAAUCAAAGUUAGACGGUUUGAUGAGCAAGGUAAACUCGAAAUUAGAGAUAUUAAUAGUAGCGAGUUAGUGCCAGGAGAUGUGUUCGAAAUCCCUAAUGGCUGAAUCCUCCCUUGUGAUGCAGUGCUUAUCUCUGGUGAAACUAUUGUUAAUGAAGCUAUGUUAACUGGUGAAAGUAUCCCUUCUAUUAAAACAUGUGUGCCUCAAAAUGAUGACUAUGUUGACCAUUUUUCAGUUGAAAAUGGAAUGCAAUUGAAGCACUUCUUAUUUUCAGGGACAGAGGUUAUCCAAAACAAAGAAACAGGGACUGAUUGAUUGGCAAUUGUAGUAAAAACUGGCUUCUUAUCAGCCAAAGGAGAAUUAAUAAGAUCUAUUUUAUAUCCAACACCAAACAGAUUCAAGUUCGAUCUUGAAAUCAGAUAUUUCCUCUCAGGAAUGAUGGUGCUUGCCUUGAUUAUGUGGGGUGCAGCUCUUCCUACAUUUAUAAAAUACUUCUCGUUAGGGGAUAUUUUCCUUGAAACGUUUGAUAUUUUCUCCCUUCCAGUUCCUCCAGAGCUCCCUGUUGCUAUGAGUGUUGGUGUAAUCUUUGCUCUGAGAAAGCUUAAGAAUAAAGGAAUCAGCUGAAUUAAUAUUAACAGAAUCAAUGUCGCAGGUAGAGUUAAAACAGCUGUGUUAGAUAAGACUGGAACCUUGACUGAAGACACUAUCUCUGUCUCAAAAUGAGAGAUCUUUGAUGGAAAGUCAUUCAUUCCUCCUGUGUAUCCUCCUGAUAAUAUUCCUAUUGAUACCUCAAUAUGGUUCAACAAGAAGGCAUAUCAGAGCUGCAAGAAUGAUCAUAAUGUGAAGUUCACUGAAUGUAUGGCAAGCAGUCAUUCCAUUGCUCUUUAUAAGGAUGCACCAAUUGGAGACAUCCUUGAAAUAGAAAUGUUUAGAACCUCUCAGUGGAUUAUGAUUGAAAAUGAUAACCCAAAAUACAACAGUGACGACCAAUGGGGAAAUCUAUUAAUUCCUAAAGAAGCAAGACCUAAAAUUUCUCCAGAUCUUGAUGCAAAUCCUGACCAUUUCUUGAUGAUCCAAGUUUGUAAAUUUGACUUCUCUUCCGAUGUCCAAAGAAUGAGUGUGAUCGCUAAGCCAAGCUACGAUUCAACUUAUGUGUGAUAUACAAAAGGUGCUCCUGAACAGAUUCUUAAGCUUUGUGUUCCAAAUUCAGUCCCUGAAGAUUUUGAAGAGACUUUGAAAACCAACACAUCAAAAGGAAAAAGGGUGAUUGCUUUAUCAUACAAAUACAUUCCUGAUUUUGAUGAAUCCCAGAUUCCCUUCUUAAAAAGAGAGGAUAUUGAGCAUUCUCUGAUUUUCCUAGGAUUCUUAGUGAUGUCAAAUAACGUAAAGCCUUGAACAAAGCAGUCUAUAGAUGAGCUGAAAGAAGGAAAUGUUGUCCCUGUCAUGGCAACUGGUGACAAUCUCUUGACAUCAAUAGCGGUCUCUUAUAAAUGAAGCAUCCUAACGAACAAAGUAUAUUAUAGUUGUGAAAAAGCUGAGAAUGGAGAUAUUUUAUUCAUCAAGAAAAAGGGCUAUAAAAGAGUGGAACCUACUUAUUCCAACAUUGGGAGCUUGGAUAUAGCUGACGAGGAUAGCCAUCUUCUGGUUUCUCACUCUGCGAGCUAUCCAGAAAGACUUAAUAGUAACUGAAUAAGAGAUGUCAUGGAUGGCAAUAAAGAUGACUUAGAAAUAGUUGUAACCGGGGCAGUGUUGCAAUACAUUGUUGAAUGAUCUGACAAUAGAUCCUAUAUCUGAGGCUAUAAUUCUGAAGAGAUCCUUAACACUCUCUUGAAAAAUUGAAAGGUAUAUGCAAGAAUGUCUCCAAGUCAGAAAGCAACACUUGUUCAAGAACUUCAAGAUAAUAGUGGAGAAAUGAUUGCAAUGUGUGGAGAUGGAGCUAACGAUUGAAAUGCAUUGAAAGUAGCAGAUGUAGGACUUUCUUUAUCCACCUCUGAAGCUUCAAUUGCUGCUCCGUUCACUUCUUCUUGUGAGAAUAUAUCUUCACUUGUUGACUUAUUGAGAGUUGGUAGAUCAUCUCUUGAUCUUAGCUAUCUUCUUUUUAAGUACAUGCUUGUAUAUUCUUCAAUGGAAUUUACCAGCGUAAUAAUCCUCUAUUUCCACACCAGUAAUAUUAGUGAUUCUCAGUUGCUAUUCAUUGAUUUCUUUUGAGCUACUCCGAUGACUAUUUUCCUAUGAAGCUUGAAAGAAAAAUCAAAGUUAUCGCCAAAUUUUCCUCCUGGUUCUCUCUUAUCACCCUCUAUCCUUUUAAGCUUGAUUGGCCAAAUGGUCUUAAUAGGAGCUUCCAUUUUUGCAAUAUUCAUGACUCUCAGAGGUCAGAACUUCUUCACUCCCCAUCACAAGAGUGGUGAUAUUGCUGAUGAGAACCAAGAAGUUACAACUGUUUUCGCUUUUACGCUGCCUUUGUAUAUAUUCAUUGGGUUUGUGUUUAAGUCGUCAUCGAGAUUCAUGGGCAAAAUAUCUGAUCUCCCCACUGAGCAGAUAAUAUUAGCAGCAGUUGUUUUCUUGUCCCAGCUCGGCCUGUGAUACUGGAUUUGCCUUGGCCCACUAGGCUUCAUGAAAGAUGCCCUUGACUUAGUCUCAAUAGACUUUUACUUCAGAAUUAUCAUAUCAGGCUUUUCAACAUUCGUAGUCAUGAUUUCUUUCUUCUAUGAGCAGGUUAUACAUUGAUUGACUAAAAGAGAUAUAAUUGAGUAAAAUUAGCAGAUUGAGACAUGAGAAUUUCAUGAGUAAAGAGAUGAUUAAUAAAUUCUUAUGUCACAAUAAAUACGUCAUAUUAAAAUUCUUUCUUUAAUGAUAAAAC